UGAAAUUUUAACUAUAUUAUAUUAAAAAGCAAAGAAGAGGCUCGUGUGUGAAUUUGUGCAAGUCAUGAAUAUUAUUUCGGCUUCGCUGCGCUGUUGGCAAACCAAGUCGAUUCUAUCGCGUGUCGACAGUGAAUUAAUAUUCGCUGCACUUCCAAGACGGCUCACCACACACAGGAAUACUUUUGCAACCUUGGCUUCAAAAAUGAAGAAGGAGAAACAGAAACAAUCUGGCGGCGGUGGUGGCGAUAAUAAGGCUAAAGAAUUGAGCCCCUUGCCCAAGUACAUUGAUGAUCGCAAUGCGAUAUGGGAAAAAUGCAAAACUGAAUACGCGGCUUUUCUAGAAGCACAGCCAAAGACUCCAAUCAAAGUAACCUUGCCGGAUGGUAAACAAAUUGAUGCUACUGCCUGGCAGUCGACCCCGUACGAUGUUGCAAAGGGAAUAAGUCAAGGGCUUGCUGAUAAUACAGUAAUCGCUAAAGUAAACGGCGAACUGUGGGAUUUGGAUCGAGUACUCGAGAAAGAUUGCAAAUUGCAGCUCCUGAAGUUCGACGAUCCUGAAGCGCAAGCAGUGUUUUGGCAUAGUUCGGCUCAUAUCAUGGGUGAGGCGAUGGAGAGAAUUUAUGGAGGGCUGUUAUGUUACGGGCCACCAAUUGAAUGUGGCUUCUAUUACGAUAUGUUCAUCGACGGCGAAGGGAUUUCCACAAAUGAUUACCCCGCCUUGGAAAACCUUGUUAAGCAAAUUACUAAGGAGAAGCAGCCUUUUGAGCGGCUAGAGAUGAAAAAAUCCGAUUUACUCGAAAUGUUCCGCUACAAUGAGUUCAAGCAGCGAAUCUUGAACGAAAAAGUCGACACGGAUACUACGACAGUCUACAAAUGUGGACCCUUGAUUGAUUUAUGUCGAGGACCUCAUGUGCGACAUACUGGAAAAGUCAAAGCUCUAAAAAUCACAAAGAAUUCGUCCACCUAUUGGGAAGGCAAAGCAGACGCUGAAAGCUUACAACGUGUCUAUGGCAUUUCAUUUCCCGAUCCUAAGCAAUUAAAAGAAUGGGAGAAGGUCCAAGAAGAGGCUGCAAAACGUGAUCACCGGAAAAUUGGCAGGGAGCAAGAAUUGUUCUUCUUCCAUGAGUUGUCACCAGGAUCUUGUUUCUUCCAACCGCGAGGAGCUCAUAUUUACAAUACAUUAAUGAAUUUCAUCAAGGCAGAAUAUAGGAAACGAGGUUUCCAGGAAGUCAUUACACCGAACAUAUACAAUGUGAAAUUGUGGCAGACAUCUGGUCAUUGGCAGCAUUAUGCUGAGAAUAUGUUCUCGUUUGAUGCUGAGAAAGAGACAUUUGCCUUGAAGCCCAUGAACUGUCCAGGUCAUUGUCUGAUGUUUGACAAUCGUACAAGAUCGUGGCGGGAGCUGCCGCUGAGAAUGGCUGAUUUUGGUGUAUUACAUCGGAAUGAAUUGUCUGGGGCUUUGACUGGCUUGACAAGAGUUCGACGUUUCCAACAGGAUGACGCGCAUAUUUUCUGUGCACCAGAACAAAUCAAAUCGGAAAUGAUGGGCGCGUUGGACUUUUUACGGCAUGUCUACACCAUUUUCGGGUUCUCCUUCAAUUUGGUAUUAUCUACACGCCCUGAGAAAUUCCUCGGUGAUAUAGAGCAAUGGAAUGAGGCGGAGAAGGCUUUGGCUGAAUCUUUGGAUGAGUUUGGAUUGCCGUGGAAGGAGAAUCCCGGUGAUGGAGCAUUUUAUGGACCGAAAAUUGAUAUUACUAUUCUAGAUGCAUUGAAACGAGCUCAUCAAUGUGCUACAGUUCAAUUGGAUUUCCAGUUACCAAUAAGAUUCAAUCUUUCAUACGUCUCGGAAUCUGGUGAAAAGAAACGCCCUGUGAUUAUUCAUCGAGCAAUUCUAGGGUCUGUGGAACGGAUGAUUGCCAUUCUAACUGAGAAUUUCGCGGGUAAAUGGCCAUUCUGGUUAUCUCCACGGCAAGUUAUGGUUGUGCCUGUUGGACCCGCAUUCGAUGAGUAUGCGGAAUCUGUAAGAAAUCGGCUUCACCUUGCUGGAUUUAUGGCUGAAGCUGAUCUAGAUGCAGGCGAUACCAUGAAUAAGAAGAUCCGCAAUGCACAAUUGGCACAAUUCAACUUUAUCUUGGUUGUUGGCGAGAAGGAGAGAUCUUCGGGAACUGUGAACGUCCGUACACGUGAUAACAAAGUGCAUGGUGAGGUUUCAGUGGACGAUUUGGUUGUAAAAUUACAAAAGAUUCGUGAUGAUUUUACCAUUGGAGAAGAUAAUUUCUAAAAUGGCGCUUGGCGCCCCACUUUCGCUGUUCCUUAUUAGCUGCGAACUAAAUAUUUAUUAAUAAUUUAUGAGGAUUGAACAGUGUCGCAGCAACUACGUAUUUCCCUCUUUCUUUCUUAUGAUUUUGGCUUUUGGAUAUGUCAGUAUCGGAUUAUUUUUUAGAAAGAGAAUGAAAAAAUAAAAUAGUAGAUAUUGAUACUUGAA
This is a messenger RNA of Hermetia illucens (black soldier fly), 2485 nucleotides long. It is a transcript of the gene ThrRS, whose product is annotated as threonine--tRNA ligase 1, cytoplasmic. Gene Ontology annotation, biological process: threonyl-tRNA aminoacylation. NCBI's taxonomy places the organism in Eukaryota, Metazoa, Arthropoda, Insecta, Diptera, Stratiomyidae. Gene Ontology annotation, molecular function: ATP binding; threonine-tRNA ligase activity. Gene Ontology annotation, cellular component: cytoplasm. Bases 65 to 2281 code for a protein of 738 amino acids. The record is from RefSeq and is a predicted model, not a curated record. The transcript has 7 exons.